AUGAACGAGAAUUUUUCUGAGAAGGAAAAUCUAAUUGUUUCUUCGAUUUAUGUCAGGAUAUUUAGUAUCUUUCAUUCCGAUACGCUUAUUUCCGUCCGACUAUCUUUUAGGGUUUCUUCUUUGGCUUUUCUUUAUUCAUUAUCUAUCUAUCUAUCUAUCUAUCUAUCUAUCUAUCUAUCUAUCUGUCUGUUUUAUUCUGUUCAUAUCUAUCUAUCUAUCUAUCUAUGUUACUGUGUUCAUAUCUAUCUAUCUAUCUAUCUAUCUAUCUAUCUUCUAUUUCAUUCUGUUCAUAUCUAUCUGUUUUAUUCUGUUCAUAUCUAUCUAUCUAUCUCUCUCAUUCUGUUCAUAUCUAUCUGUUUUAUUCUGUUCAUAUCUAUCUAUCUAUCUAUCUAUCUAUCUAUAUUACUGUGUUCAUAUCUAUCUAUCUAUCUAUCUAUCUAUCUCAUUCUGUUCAUAUCUAUCUAUCUAUCUAUCUAUCUCAAUCAGUUCAUAUCUAUCUAUCUGUUUUAUUCUGUUCAUAUCUAUCUAUCUAUCUAUCUAUCUAUCUAUCUAUCUAUCUAUCUAUCUCAUUCUGUUCAUAUCUAUCUAUCUAUCUAUCUAUCUAUCUAUCUAUCUAUCUACUCGUUUCAUCUAUCUAUCUAUCUAUCUAUCUAUCUAUCUAUCUAUCUAUCUAUCUAUCUAUCUUGCUUCGCUUUAGUCGAAGAUUAUUAA
Molecule: messenger RNA, 711 nt
Organism: Acanthosepion pharaonis
Lineage: Eukaryota; Metazoa; Mollusca; Cephalopoda; Sepiida; Sepiidae
Source: the annotation of a GenBank genome assembly